Molecule: messenger RNA, 1420 nt
Organism: Rana temporaria (common frog)
Lineage: Eukaryota; Metazoa; Chordata; Amphibia; Anura; Ranidae
Product: gastrula zinc finger protein XlCGF52.1-like
Exons: 2
Coding region: 6-1346 (446 amino acids)
Biological process (GO): regulation of transcription by RNA polymerase II
Molecular function (GO): RNA polymerase II cis-regulatory region sequence-specific DNA binding; DNA-binding transcription factor activity, RNA polymerase II-specific
Source: RefSeq, a predicted model, not a curated record
ACGUCAUGAUGGAGAAUCAGCCGCCCCUCACAUCACCGGGAGGACACUUUCUCCAGAAUCCCUCGGAGGGACGUCACAAUAUAUCUGCAGACAAUAAUGUGGAAGAUGACGGUUUUGCACAAUAUUAUGUAAAUGCUGUUACUCCAUAUAUACAUCACAGACCUUACUGUUUGGAGGAAUCAAUGGAUCCCUCUAAUCCCGAGGAAUCUUCUGCUCGAUCACCUCAUUGGACUCCAGACAUCCACCUUCCAUCUCACGGUGCAAAUAGAGCACCAGACUCCUCCAAUCCUAAUCAAUGGUCUUUCAGAAACAAAGUACUAAACACCGUUCAGAGUUCUUUGUCAUGUUUGGAGUGUGGAAAAUCUUUCAACUUGAAAUCGGAACUUCAAAUCCAUCUUGGAGGUCACACCAAGGUGGCCUCUUCAUCUUCAGAGUGUGGGAAGUCUUUCACCGAGAAAAGUGAACCUCUUCCACACCAGGAAAGUCCCGCUGACGAGAAGCCGUUUUCAUGUACAGAGUGUGGAAAAUGUUUUGUUCUAAAGAAAAAUCUUCUUAAACACCAGAACACAUGCCAGCAUUCUUAUUCAUGUUCAGUGUGCGGGAAAUGUUUCGCUGUCAAAGCAAAACUUCUUAUCCAUCAUAGAAUUCAUACAGGUGAGCGUCCUUUUUCGUGUUCCGAGUGUGGGAAAGGUUUCGAUUUCAAAACCCAACUUCUUGAGCACCAGAGAGUUCACACGGGUGAGCGUCCUUAUUCUUGUUCCGAGUGCGGGAAAGGUUUCGCCGUCAAAGCAAAACUUCUUAUCCAUCAUAGAAGUCACACAGGUGAACGUCCUUAUUCUUGUUCCGAGUGCGGGAAAGGUUUCACCGUCAAAGCAAAACUUCGUAUCCAUCAUAGAAUUCACACGGGUGAGCGUCCUUUUUCGUGUUCAGAGUGCGGGAAAGGUUUUUCUCGGAACACAGAACUUCUUAGACAUCAGAUCGUUCACACCGGUGAAAAUCCUUUUUCCUGCUCAGAGUGCGGGAAGUGUUUUAAUGUGAAAGGAAACCUUGUUCAACACCAGAAGAUUCACACAGCUGAGCAUCCUUUUGCAUGCUUGGAGUGCGGAGAAAGUUUCAACUGGAAAAAAAACCUCCUUCGACACCAGAAGAGUCACGCGGGAGAAAUUCCCUUUGAAUGUUCAGAGUGCGGACAGUGUUUCACCCGGAAGUUGAACCUUCUGAGGCACCAGAAAAAGCACACCGAUGGAGGUCCUUUUUCAUGUUCGGAGUGCGGGAAAUGUUACCAACGUAAAUGUAAUCUAGUUAGACAUCAGAAAACACACACACCUGCUGAUGCUAUUGACUAAUGUAUGGUAACCAAUGAAAUGUUGAGUUGUUCGAUUUAUAGAACAAUUGUAUAAUAAAGCUGAGGUGAAGAUGA